AUGGUGCUCAACUUUGACUUCCUGAGUGGCUGGAGAAGAUCCGAUGCAUCGCAGCAAAUGUCCCUGAACCCUGUUGCCUCGCAGGAGGAAGGCAAUGCUGAGGGCGAUGACGAUGCACAAGGUGUUUUAUUGAGACCACGGGGACCGUUUCCGGCGGAUGCCGUUGGGAUUGACGCCCGUCAAGGCUUGUGGUGGCUGGUGCAGGAUUCCGAUUUGCUGUUCUUCCCCUUCCCAGGGGAGCCAUCUUCGCCGCUUGGUGCUUACGCAUUGCCUGAUGCCAAACUGCAAGCCGCCUGCGUGGCCCCCCUUACAGGGGCGGUUUACAAGGGCUCAUCCUCGAUUCGCAAGCCAACAUUGGCGGUUGUUUUUUCGGAUUGGCGGAUCUCCGUCUUUCCGAACGGACCUCGUGUGGAUCUGGGGCGACCACCUGGAAUACCGGCUGAGGAGGUCCCAGCUUUCGUUCGCUCCGCGGCCCCACAUCCUGGUCACGGAUGUGUUGGUGUCGUCCUAGUCGUUGGAACCCAGAGUGGACUUUUGUUCUCUCUCUUCCUCACGCAGGAAGGCCCAGGCGGCCCAGGCUCCUUCAAGGUUGAAGCUGGCAAGUUCUGGCCGACAGUGUCGGAACACUGCCUCUACAAUUUCUUCAAGAGAGUCAGAAGGUUCAGGACUGGCGCAGACGUAUCUCAGGAUCGUCAUAUGCAGGAGGAGACGCCGUUCUUAGCUCAGAAGAUUGAGACCGUCUCGGCAAGCUCCUCGAGCAGCCUUUUUGCCACUCUCGCCUGGAAUCAGGAGCAGCUGGCAUACUACACUCACCCGCGUUGGGUGGGUGCUGCAGACCUGGUUUGGACAGUCUCCCUCGCCCAGCUCGUUGCCGGAGACCCGUCCACGAAGCUGCUGUCGGUCUGCUACGGUGGAAAGAACGAAGGUUGCGAUGACUCGAUCUUGGUUCUCUACAGGGGCAAGGACACAGCAGGAAGUGAGGCAUCGCUGCUCGCCAGACUUGCCUGGCCUGCUCGCACGGCUCCGGUGCAGUCUUCAUGCCAACAAGGAGAAGUAGUGGGGCCACCUUCGCCUGUGAACGGACCAGGUUUCGUGGUUGCCUUUGGUGACAUCGUAGUGAGUGCCAUCAAGGUUGAAGGAGGGGACCGCUUUGCGAUUUGCAUGACUGGUCUGGCUGGACAGCGAUUACAGGCAGGUGUAAGUCAGAUCGUGGACUAUGGCAUUCUAGGACUCUCACUGCUUCCAGAGGGCAUCAGUGGUGGUCACAUGCAGGUGCUGACACCUCAUGGAUUGUUGAGUUGCCCACAGGACAUGACUGCCGUUGGCAAGGAAACUGGUGGACAAUUGCCUUCCACUGCUGAUGCUUUCAUUCAAAUGGCUUACGAUCUCUUCGAUGCUGGGCAGGAGGAGCAGGCGGUAUCUAUUUCCGUGAGGGCUUUUUCCCAAGUUGGAGCACAACCAAUGCUUCUUGCGGUUGAACAGCGAACGCGGAAACUAUUGGAUGCCGAUACAAGCCCGAAGCGGACAGCGCGUGAACCUCUUGACAUCAGACAAAUGCUUAUCACCAAAGCACGCAGUCUGGAGCACUGGUUGCAGUUCCUCCAGAAGGUGGGGAUCUGGAUCCGAAUGGGAAGUGCCCCCAACAUCACCUCAGCCCAGCAGAAUGUCGUGGAGGCCUGCGAGCGAGCAGCAGCUGCGAUGAGAUUGGUCGAGUACCAUGACACCGCAUCCGAUGUCUUUGCGAGUGCAAUACACAAUGCUCUUGACCAAGGUAUGGUCCAGGAAGCAGAAGACGAAAAGCGCUCAUUCUUCAACUGCUUGAGUGGCUGUGAGCGGCUGCUGGGCAGCUUGGCCGAGUAUCCCCGCACUUUGCCAUUUGGUUCGGGUGGUGCCUGGGAUGCUGUGAUCUUCGUGCAAUCCGUUGUCUCUGCAUUCCUGGAUGCAGCCUUGGCUCCACUGGCAUGUUUUGGUUGA
Messenger RNA from Symbiodinium necroappetens, 1974 nucleotides. Lineage: Eukaryota; Dinophyceae; Suessiales; Symbiodiniaceae. The record is from the annotation of a GenBank genome assembly.